AUGGGUUUAAUUGAUGACAAUUUUAAUGAGAAUGAAGAAAACAUGUCUAGUAGUGAUAGUGAUGCAUCUAGUAGUGAUAGUGAUGCAUCUGAAAGAGUUAAUUUAGAUGGUUUAAACAUGGAUGGUAUAGAAGUAUAUGAACUGUGUGAUAGUGAUGAUUCUGGGAGGUUAUAUAGUGCACAUGGAUCUGACUUAGAUGGCCAAAAUUGGCCUGAGUUCAACCCAGAGAAUGACAUCAGUAAUCCUAGACUUAAGGCAUGGAAAGAUGGCUAUAAGGCUGGUUGUAGGAGGAUAGUAGGUUUAGAUGGAUGUUUCUUGAAGGGAUACUAUGGUGGCUACUUGCUUGCAGCUGUUGGGAUAGAUGCAAAUAAUGACAUAUAUCCUCUUGCAUAUGCUGCUAUAUCUUUCAUGUCUGACAAACAAAAGGGACUUGUAGAAGCAAUAUGUAUGUUGUUUUCUAAUGCAGAAACAAGACACUGUGUUAGGCACCUACAUGCCAAUUUCAAAAAGGCUGGUUUCGGAACAAAAGAAUUGAAAGAUUUGCUUUGGAAAACUGCCAGAGCAAGCACUACAAGGGAGUUUAAGGAUGUCAUGGAUGAACUGAGGAAAACAAAUCAGCAUGCUUAUGAUUGGUUGAAGGAAAAGAACCCUACUCACUGGUCAAUGUCUCACUUCUUUAAUAAGAUGAUACUGGAAGCAAGAGGGAAACCUAUUCUGACCAUGAUGGAAACAAUAAAGACCAAGAUUAUGUUGCUUAUUGUCAAGAAGAAAGAAGAAGCUGACAAAUGGAAAGGAAUGUUAUGUCCAAAGAUUAAGAAAAAGGUGGAUGUAAAUAUAAAAGACUCAUUAAGGUGUGUUCCAUCACAUGCCGGUGGGGACAAGUAUCAGGUUGAAUGUGGUCCAGGCAGCCAGCAUGUGGUGGACUUAGUUGAGAAUUCCUGCUCCUGCAGGAAUUGGGAUCUCAUUGGCAUCCAUUGCAUGCAUGCAUUAACUGUCAUUCAUUUAAAAGAAGAGUUCCUAGAGACCUAUGUACAAACCUGGUAUACCAAUCAAACCCAGUUUCAAAUUUACUCCAACUUUGUAAGUCCAGUAAGGGGUCCUAAACAAUGGGCCUCUUUGUCAAACAUGUUACCAAUAUUGUUUCCUCCACUAAGAAGGCCACCUGGCAGACCUACUAAUGUAAGAAGGAAAAAGCCUGAUGAACCACAAACAACAGAAAGGUUGAGCAAGAGAGGGGUAGAGAUAAAGUGCAGUAAAUACAAAAGAGUAGGCCACAAUAAGAUGAGUUGCAAAGGGGAAGUUGGCCAAAACAUUCCACAACAGGCUACCCCAAAUCAGCAAGAGGCUACCCCAAAUUAG
Gossypium arboreum is the source of this 1359-nucleotide messenger RNA. RefSeq lists its product as uncharacterized. The record is from RefSeq and is a predicted model, not a curated record. Gene Ontology annotation, molecular function: zinc ion binding. Lineage: Eukaryota; Viridiplantae; Streptophyta; Magnoliopsida; Malvales; Malvaceae. The transcript has 8 exons. Bases 1 to 1359 code for a protein of 452 amino acids.